Molecule: messenger RNA, 2285 nt
Organism: Drosophila bipectinata
Lineage: Eukaryota; Metazoa; Arthropoda; Insecta; Diptera; Drosophilidae
Gene: snky
Product: ubiquitin protein ligase sneaky
Cellular component (GO): membrane
Source: RefSeq, a predicted model, not a curated record
GAUCAGUACUUAACUUAAAACUUUGCAGCUGCGAGACAGGUGCAUUCUCUGAAGGAUAAUCCUGAAUAUCCUUGGCGGCAUGUUUAACUCUCUGAUUGGACGCUUUCGGUUCUUGUACUGCCUGAUCUAUGGCCCUGAAAGCGAGGAGAAUAUGCGGAUCCUACUCAUCCGGCGGGUGAUUAGCUUCUUCAUUGGACUCUUUCUGGGGUACUUGCUCUGGAAAAUGGUGGCCCUGAAUUUCAGUUUCGGCGUUGGACUCGUCGAUCUGUCGGCUUUCACAAUCUUCGUCUUGUUUACCGCCACAAUGUUUUCCCUGAACUGCGGAUUUCGAACAGUGACCUUGCUUAUUUUUGUGGCUUUGGUGGGCAGGUCGGGCAGGACAUAUCUCCGGGCUGUGGUAUUUGCCUUUAUCAUUGCCGGUCCAAUCGAUAACUUGGUGAAGAAUGCUGGCGAAGUUGCCAGAGUCUUUGAGUGCACCACCGUGCUGACCUACAACCUCUCAAAGACCCGCUUUGAUCUGAUGGCCAAGCCCUUUACGAACACCCUCCAGAACAUGAGCGAGGACAUGGAGGAAGUGCGGAAGACCUUCGGCGAGCUUCAGGGCGUCCUCACGGAUCUCAAGUAUGCCGUAGAGCAGUCAGACAUUGAAGAUGACAAAUUCGGAGACGAGGAUUCUAAAAAUCUAUUCCGAAGACUGGCCAGACAGACCGACGAAAGUAAAAGCUCAGAGCGGGAGGAAUCUGGGGGCAAGGAACUUCCCACACCCGCCGAGGUGCAGGAUCGUUUCAAGAGGAAUAUGAGGAACCGCUGUAAGCAUCAGCUACGAGGCGGCCACCGGGCAUGCCAGGAGGUCUUUCGCCAGGGCUACCGCAAGUGCACCACCAACUUCCCCUCCCUGAUUUCCAAGGCCGUUUGCUGGCCCUACCGGGUGGACGUCAUCUGCGAAAUGGAUCUCUUCGGGGAUCCGGACAGGAUAUGCGAUCCCUCUGAUGUGGUGCCGCGCAACUUUGGCGAUACAUAUGUGGGGUUGUUGCGGGCCGAGCAGGAGCUCUUCGACAACAGCUCCCAGAUAGAGGUGUCCUACCAGCUGAAGAACGAAGAGGUGGCGAAGUCUCACAUCCAGUCCGCCCAGCGUACCUCGCAGGCUUUUGCCGAGGACUUUGAACGACGUCGACGUAUAUUCACUGGGGUUAUGAGUGUCCUUCAGAAGUUCCUGUGCCUGUUUAUCCUUCGAGUGGUCUACGCUUCCAUUUACUAUUUUAUUAAGUACCGCACUGAUGUGGAUUUUGAUAAUUUUUACAUCACCGACUACUUCAGACACGUGGACGAAAGGCGACGAAAGGUACGCAGUGAGUCUGCCAUCCUGCCACUUCGCACCUACGAAAAGUCCAAGUAUAUAGAUUUGAAGAAAAUCUGUAGUCGAACUUACCAGGAGUCCACCACGGUGGUCUACAGCCUGGUGCAGCUACUCCUGGAACUGGUCUCCGCCGGGCUGUUUAUAAUGUUAGACAGGAUUGUGGUGGAGCUGCUCCUCAUCAUUCGAAAUAGAUCCUUGAUUACGUAUCACCAGGAAGGCGAGCAUGAAGUGCGGUUUCAUAUCAGUGGAGCUGGACAGAUGGCCCGCCUAUUGCGGACCACAAUGCACAAUUUCAACAUCCACGAACGCGUCUCCACCUCCUUGACCAACCAGGAGUGUCUUCCCAAUCCUCAUAUCCUGCCCCGAAGCUUCUACUACAAACUGUUUUUUAUCUACGUAGUGAUUGUGGUGUUGAUCUACCAUGCCACCACGUUUCUAAGGAUGCGUCGCCUGAUCUGCAGCUACUUCUACUUCAAGCGCGAAAAGCAGCGCAUCCUGUAUUUGUACAAUCGAAUCCACCGCCAGAGGAUCAGAGCCCUGUACAACUUAAUGAAAGUCGCGGAGCGUAAUUGGUCCACAUUCCGGAUCCAGCGGACUGUCAACCUCUUUCUCCGUCUCCGGCUGAGUUUUCCCAAGUAUUUUGGAUGGCUACGGCAUUUCUAUUGCGUCAAAUACGGUUGCUUCGUGUGUCGGGACCUGGAAGAUGACACGUUUAUCACUUGCCCCACCUGUGGCCUGCCUUACUGUAAGACCUGUGCCGAGGACCUCAAAAAUUCCUGCCUCCAUUGUGGCGCGUCUCUCCACAAGUCUACUGAAAUGUUACCCUGGGUUUCAGAUGACGAGAGCAGUGUGGAGGUUUACUCUUACAGGAAAAAGAAGUAGUCAUUAUUAUUUGAAAUGUAACCAUCACCAUAAUACUGAAAGAUAC